Odontomachus brunneus is the source of this 1221-nucleotide messenger RNA. RefSeq lists its product as uncharacterized. Bases 194 to 1117 code for a protein of 307 amino acids. The transcript has 6 exons. Lineage: Eukaryota; Metazoa; Arthropoda; Insecta; Hymenoptera; Formicidae. The record is from RefSeq and is a predicted model, not a curated record.
CUUUUCAAUCGUCGACUCGUUGAAAUAAACCGCAUGCUCAUUGGUCGACGGAAGUUGUCCAGUAGUCGUUCGAUUUCGAUUGAAAUUUAAUAUAGGGAUAUCUUAUAAUAACCGCAAAUCUCCAUAUUUAAAAAUUUUUUUCGUUCUUCUUUUAGAAAUAGCGAAUCAGACGAAAAGAGGAAACGAUUAAAAAAUGUCGCUUCCCUUUGUAAACGAUACUAAUAAUAUUGUUCCUGAUUCUCUUUUGACCACAUACGGAAUUAAAAGUAUAGAGCUGAGUGUCACGAAAGAUGUAACGAAUAUGUGCCAAAGUAGCUUGCUGGAGAAAGAGAAGAUUUUAAAGGAAGAGAAACAAAAGCUGAUCGAAUUAAAUAAUCAAGUGUGGUCGCUGAAAGAUUCAUAUUGCAAUCAGGUGUGGCAGUUCUCGCAGGAACAUAAUUUCUCUGUCAUCUUUAGAUAUUAUCCCUUUAUUACGGAAAUUGAUCUUUGCAAAAAGUGGAAGAACAAUAAUUUAAACGACGAUGUAGAAAGGAGUUCAGAGCUGAUGGAUCUCAUAAAUGAAAUUGAUGCUAUUAAAGCAAAAAUUUCUAAUCUUAAUCGUGAAAAGAAUAUCAAGCAAGAUGUGGAGAAUGCGUUAAUGAAAUUAAAGAAAUUGCAAUCAAUUUCGGAUGAUGCUGCAGAACUACUGAGAUUAAUAAAUCCUCGAGAAUAUUCAGGUGGUAUUAUUACACCGAUAUCAAUGCCAAUAUAUGACGAAAUAAUUCCUAAUCACAGCGAUAAAAUUACACGACGUAAAAAUGAUUCAAACUGCAAAAAUUUAAAGAACAAGAAGGCACGCGACAAUAAAGGGGAACCGUUACUAAGAAAUCAAUUGCACUUGAAAGAUGACAAAUUAAGUGCUGCUGCUAAUAAAAAAGAAGUAACUAAGACUCCGAAGAAUUAUCCGCAAUUAUCCCUUCAAAAAACUAUCGUAUUCAGUGCGAAAACAAGGAUCACGAACGCAUCUACAGAACUUAACCAUGACGAAAGAUACAAAAAUUUUACUCCAAAGAAACGUAGCGAUAUUUCUGUCAGGUUUGAGCAGCAUCGUGAUAAUUAUAAUCAUUAUUAUCAAUAAUUACUUCCUUUUUUUUCUGUAAGCAUAUAUAUAUCUUUACGCAUAUAAAUACAAUGUAGAAAUUGAAGAUGUCUAAAAAAAUAAAGGAAGUUUGGUUUCUUGUA